ACAUAAGAAGAGAUUCGUAGAAGUGGGAAAAGUUCUAACAGAAUUCCCACUGCUUCCAAACCCAAAAUUUUUAAUUUUUUUCUGGGAAUGUGCAGUUCAAGAUAAGAUAGCUUUACACGUUUCCCAAUUCAGCAAUCCAUUUCUGCAACCAAAAACACAAAACACUCCAUCAAUUUAUAAAGUCGAAGCAAUUUGAAGAAAUCCCAUCACUCAUUUCACCUCCAAUCCUUUUAAAAACAGGGCAUUCAAUAUGCAGGAGACCAAUAAUUCUCGAGUCAACCAACGAAUUGCAACAAUCUCGGCUCAUCUCAACCCACCCAGUUUUUCCCACAUGGAGGGUAGUUCGGGUUUGGGUCGAGCUGACUGCCGAGCCAAAGGUGGGUCAACUGGUUUCAAGGUGGCGAUUUUGGGAGCGGCAGGUGGGAUAGGGCAACCGUUAUCAUUGUUGAUGAAGAUGAACCCUUUGGUUUCUGUUCUUCAUCUUUAUGAUGUGGUUAACACUCCUGGUGUUACUGCUGAUAUUAGCCACAUGGAUACUGGAGCUGUGGUACGUGGAUUUCUGGGGCAACAGCAAUUGGAGGAGGCUCUAACAGGAAUGGACCUUGUAAUUAUUCCAGCUGGAGUUCCUAGGAAACCUGGAAUGACAAGGGAUGAUCUUUUCAACAUCAAUGCUGGAAUUGUUAAGACACUGUGUGAGGGAAUAGCUAAGUGCUGUCCCAAUGCUAUUGUCAAUUUGAUUAGUAAUCCUGUUAAUUCCACCGUUCCGAUCGCCGCAGAAGUUUUCAAGAAAGCUGGCACCUUUGAUCCAAACCGACUUCUGGGAGUCACAAUGCUUGAUGCUGUGAGAGCCAAUACGUUUGUGGCAGAAGUCAUGGGUCUUGAUCCGCGGGAGGUUGAUGUUCCGGUUAUUGGGGGACAUGCAGGGGUUACUAUUUUACCUCUUCUAUCUCAGGUUAAGCCUCCAUGCUCUUUCACCCAAAAAGAAAUCGAUUAUCUGACAAACCGCAUUCAGAAUGGUGGUACAGAAGUCGUUGAGGCAAAGGCUGGUGCUGGGUCUGCAACAUUAUCGAUGGCAUAUGCUGCGGUUCAAUUUGCCGAUGCAUGUCUUCGGGGCUUAAGAGGAGAUGCUGACAUUGUUCGAUGUGCAUUUGUGGCUUCUCAUGUGACUGAAUUGCCCUUCUUCGCAUCCAAGGUAAGACUCGGUCGUUGCGGAGUUGAGGAAAUAUACCCUCUUGGCCCACUAAAUGAGUAUGAGAGGGUUGGCUUGGAGAAGGCAAAGAAAGAACUAGAAACUAGCAUUGGGAAGGGGGUUGCCUUUGUCAAGAAAUGAAUAGGUACUCCAAUACCCCCAAAUCUACCUUUUCUCUGAUAACCAAAGUUUGUAAGAAUAAGGGGUAACUCUCCUCUUUUGUUCUACAUAAACCCUUAGUCAUGGGGUUCCUAGAUGUGACCCAACAUGGCAAAUAUGGACCAUGGUAAAAGAUUCAUGUAAUAAAUAGAAGAAAUGGUUUGUAAACUUUUCAUUUAUUUCAUUUCUUAUUCUAAUAUAAUCAAACAGAAUAAGUUAAAUCGAGCAAA
Messenger RNA from Gossypium raimondii (Peruvian cotton), 1578 nucleotides. Its product is annotated as malate dehydrogenase, glyoxysomal. The coding region runs from base 251 to 1330 and encodes 359 amino acids. Gene Ontology annotation, molecular function: L-malate dehydrogenase (NAD+) activity. Gene Ontology annotation, cellular component: cytoplasm; chloroplast. The record is from RefSeq and is a predicted model, not a curated record. Gene Ontology annotation, biological process: malate metabolic process; tricarboxylic acid cycle. Lineage: Eukaryota; Viridiplantae; Streptophyta; Magnoliopsida; Malvales; Malvaceae. The transcript is spliced from 8 exons.